AUGGCCCCAAAGAACACUCGCAUCGUUGGGGAUGCCAGGGACGAGAAGGACGAGAACAAGGCCGCAAAUGAGGCCAAGUGGGCGGCCAAGAACCUGGGUUCGAAGAACCCAUCUACGCUGGGGGCCUCGCGGUGGAACCCUGGAGAGCCGCAGUGGUCUCUCCAAACCACUCGCGAUGAGAUCUUCGCGAGGAUGAAGGUUUUGGAGCGCAGGAAGGCUCCAAAUGACCAGCAGCUCCUCGUGAGGGCGAACCAGGCGAGGCGCAAGGUGUACGAGCAUAUGUACGCCGAGGGCUGCGACACCACAGAUGUCGGAGCUGCUGCCAUCAACGUCGAGUAUUUUAUCGACGCAAAGCUCUGGGAGGACCACAUCCAGAGUAUUACCAAAGAGGUGUUCCCCUGGCAGUGGCCAGAUAUCUUCCGCGAGGAUGCGGGGUAUGCCGAGUUUGCCCGGGCGAAAGCCUCAAUGGGCAAGUGGUCAGACUCUGUUCUGGCUGAUGACGGCGUGAGACGGGACCAGCGGGCCAAGGACAGCGCUGAGCUCGAGAAGAAGAUGCAGGCCGAGGGCAAGGACUGGGCGGAUAUGGCCGCUCCCUUGAACGAGACCUUCACCUCGACCCACCAGGACGAGGAGGGGAACCGAGUUCGUGGCGAGCAGAGGACUGCCACCCACGGAGGGCCCGCGGCCGGAGAGGCAGCCAGCAAGGAGGCCACCGAGAAGGAGGAGGAGGAGCCCACUGGAGAGGGCGAUAAGGCUGAGCCCGAGAAGGCUAAGCCCAAGAAGGCCGGGCCUAAAAAGGCCGAGUCCAAGCACAUAUCUUGGACCCCUAAGCUCAUAACAAAGCUCUACAAGAAUAUCUUUGGGCAGGACGCAGCCUGCCUAGAUGGCAUGGGCGGCUUUAAGCUGCCGUUUGAGGAGAAGUUUGUUGGCGUGCUGAAGAACAGCACCGUCGUCAAGGCCUAG
Diaporthe batatas is the source of this 963-nucleotide messenger RNA. RefSeq lists its product as uncharacterized. Bases 1 to 963 code for a protein of 320 amino acids. Lineage: Eukaryota; Fungi; Ascomycota; Sordariomycetes; Diaporthales; Diaporthaceae. The record is from RefSeq and is a predicted model, not a curated record. The transcript is spliced from 2 exons.